Messenger RNA from Amorphotheca resinae ATCC 22711, 1208 nucleotides. RefSeq lists its product as hypothetical. The transcript is spliced from 7 exons. NCBI's taxonomy places the organism in Eukaryota, Fungi, Ascomycota, Leotiomycetes, Helotiales, Amorphothecaceae. Gene Ontology annotation, biological process: endoplasmic reticulum membrane organization. Gene Ontology annotation, molecular function: FFAT motif binding. Gene Ontology annotation, cellular component: endoplasmic reticulum membrane; plasma membrane. The coding region runs from base 193 to 1065 and encodes 290 amino acids. The record is from RefSeq and is a predicted model, not a curated record.
CCGGAUCAGUCCUACAUAAUCUGCAACAUUCUCUUACCUAUCGCCCCCCCUUCGCAAGAUCCGCUUACAUCGCCGUGCGAACUACGCGCUUCCCUCGCCUGGACUGUAAUUGACCGAGGAUCGAUACCAAGACCAGCUCCCCCCCUCAAAGCGCAUAACUGUCUCUAGGCUCCACGCAGCAAUCCCGUAACCAUGUCGGUCGAAAUCGAACCUACAGAGCUGGGCUUCCAGCGCCCAUUUACGCAGGAGGUAUCGCAAAUCUUGAGGAUCAGAAAUCCCAACCAUACACCUAUCGCCUUCAAGGUCAAGACUACCGCGCCAAAACAAUACUGCGUCCGCCCAAACUCGGGAAGAGUCGAGCCUGGAAAGGAGGUCGAAGUUACUGUUCUUCUGCAGGCUAUGAAACAGGAUCCCCCCCUUGACGCCAAAUGCAGAGACAAGUUCUUGGUUCAAUCGGUUGCUGUCACACCUGACAGGGAGUUUGACAACGUCGGGUCAAUUUGGCAGCAUGUUGAUGACACUGAGCGCGCCUACGUCCAAGAGAAGAAGAUCCGCGUUGCGUAUCUUCCAGCAGGAGGUGCCGAGAAGCCAGCAGCUACGCCUGUAAAGAACGGUGGAUACAGCUCAGAUGGAACUCACCUAUCACCCAGCAACAUACACCCCGCCCUCCGCUCGCCCUCCCCCGAAGAAACAUACACACCGAACGCGCGCUCUGUUAGCGGGCCUGCUUCGAAAAUCGAAGAUGAACCAUCGAACGCAAAAUCCCUCGCAGAUGCCAAGGCGUCCGCCAGCAACCCUUCAUCCACCUCCACUUCCGCACCCACCCUAAACAGCUCCUCGCCCAGCUACGAGGAUAUGAAGGCCAAGUUAGCAGAAGCGCAAGCAACGAUCGCGAGCUACGCACAGGACGGCGGAUUACGGUUGCGCAAGGCGACGCAGGGAGAGAGCGGCGACAAGACCGUCGACGAGGUUGUUAAUCGGAUUCAGGAGCCGCAGGGCGUGCCGCUGCAAGUCGUGGCUGCGCUCUGCUUGAUUAGCUUUCUGCUUGCGUAUUUGUUCUUUUGAUCACUCCCCUCUGCAUGCUUCUUUUUUUGGGGUUACGACAGAUGAUUUGAAGGGGGUUCGUGGUGGGCGUGAGGGGAGAGUCUGAGAUAGUAGCAUAGCGAUUCGGCUGCAGCGACGAUUGAUUGAUCAUGAGGACGAAGACG